UAAAAGAAAAUUCUGUUUCACUUUCCGAACAAGUUACCAGGAAAUGCUUCUAAUUUUAUUAUUUACUACUGUUCUGGCAAUUUUGAUAAUUCAUCAGUGGAUUAAAAGAAGAAAUCUUCCUAAUGGACCAACUCCAAUCCCAAUAAUUGGAAAUUUACACCAACUUUUUUACCUUUACUGGAAACAUGGAGGAGCUGUGUCAGCUUAUCGUCAGUUGGAGCAAACUUACGGGAAAGUUUUCACUGUUUGGAUAGGCCCACUCCCUACAGUCUACAUUUCUGACUAUGACCUGGCCCAUGAAACUCAUAUCAAGAAAUCCAAUAUUUUCGGAGCACGAUUUGCAGUUGGAGCUCUGAAUUAUAUCAGAGAGGGCAGAGGAAUUGUGGCUUCGAAUGGAGAGUUUUGGCAAGAGCAUCGACGGUUUGCACUGACCACUCUAAGGAAUUUCGGAUUGGGAAGAAAUUUGAUGGAGGAGAAGAUUAUGGAAGAAUAUAGAUAUAGAUUCGCUCAAACCGGAAACGGCAACAACAACAAAAGCUCGAUCGAAACCAAUUCAUCAAUGUUUUUUGAUCUCCUCAUCGGCAGUAUUAUCAAUCAACUUCUUAUCAGUGAACGAUUUGAACAGGGUGACCCAGAAUUUGAAAAACUGAAAGAGAGCCUGUCGAUUGGUCUGGAAAAGUUUGGAGUUUUGGAUAUAUUUUUGCCAGAUUGGAUAAUGAAUGCGUGGUGGAUGAAAUGGAGAAUGGAUGACAUUUUAGGUCCAUUUAGUUGGAUUCAUAGGCUUUCGCAAAGAAAUGUGCAGAGAAGAAUGGAACAAAUCGAAAGUGGUGAGCAUGUCAUCGAUGGUGACGGUACUGAUUUUAUGGACACUUAUAUCAAUAAAAUCGAGAAAGAUAAAAGAGAAGGCGUCGAUUCUACAUUCACCCUAGAAACUUUGGCUAUCGAUAUGUACGACCUGUGGAUUGCUGGCCAAGAAACCACUUCUACAACUCUAUCAUGGGCCUGCGCCUGUCUUCUGAACCAUCCGGAAGUUGUGAAAAUUGCACGAGAAGAGCUGGUCCAUUUGACUGGAGGGCAUCGGAGUAUUUCAUUGACUGACAAAACUUCAACGCCUUAUCUCAAUGCUGUUAUUAAUGAAGUUCAACGAAUUGCUUCAAUUCUCAACGUGAACAUUUUCCGUCAAACAUCCGAGGAUACAACUGUCAACGGACAACCUAUUGCUGCAGGAACCGCUCUGACCACACAUUUAUCUUUAAUUCAUACUGACGAGAAUCUGUUUCAAAAUCACACCGAAUUCCGGCCGGAGCGCUUUUUGGAGAAUAAUAACCUGGAGAAGAAGCUGAUCCCAUUUGGAAUCGGAAAACGUGCAUGCCUCGGAGAAUCAUUGGCUCGAGCUGAGCUCUACUUAGUAACCGGAAAUAUGAUCUUGGACUAUGAUCUUCAGCCGAUCGGAGAAGUUCCUCAAAUCAAGACGACGUCACCAUGCGGAAUUAUGAAGCGGCCACCAGUCUAUAGUCUGCGAUUUGUACCUGUUCAUCACGCGUGAAGUGACUUCCUUAAUUGACAUUUGUAAUUGAUCAUGUUCUUGUCGGCGAAACAAGAUAAUUCCUUUGAUUUGAACUACUGUGUUGUAAAUUUGAUAAACUUUUGGACAUAGAUCACAACUGAGUUAAAAUUUUG
This is a messenger RNA of Caenorhabditis elegans, 1680 nucleotides long. It is a transcript of the gene dach-1, whose product is annotated as CYtochrome P450 family. The coding region runs from base 44 to 1546 and encodes 500 amino acids. Lineage: Eukaryota; Metazoa; Nematoda; Chromadorea; Rhabditida; Rhabditidae. Gene Ontology annotation, molecular function: monooxygenase activity; heme binding; iron ion binding. The record is from RefSeq and is marked reviewed. The transcript has 7 exons.